AUGUCAGAUGGGGUGCCACCCGGUCAGGUUGAAGAGUCUCAGAAUGCCUUAGACAUAGCGCUGUCGGCUCCCUCUCUUAUCGACUGUUUUGCGAUGUUCGAGGAGGCAGAUCUUAGAAGAAAGUUUGCAUAUGCCACAGGUGUCUCUGGAUGGGAUAGGACCGUCCUCGCAGUGCUUCUCGAAGAUCACACGGCGCCGGUGAUAUGCUUGGCGUGGACUCACCGAUCCAUCCCUCUUUCGACAACAAAGUGCUGGAUUUUGGAUGUCACCUCUGACCCUGUAUCGGAUGUCAAGCGCUGGGUUGUCGCAAACGGUUUCGGGCCAAAAUUACGCAAGAUCGGUACCGUCCGUAGCUAUCCAGCUCUGGUCGAGGACAAGCCCACUCGUAUUAGGGAUGUCGUGUUUGUCUAA
Fibroporia radiculosa is the source of this 411-nucleotide messenger RNA. RefSeq lists its product as uncharacterized. NCBI's taxonomy places the organism in Eukaryota, Fungi, Basidiomycota, Agaricomycetes, Polyporales, Fibroporiaceae. The transcript has a single exon. The record is from RefSeq and is a predicted model, not a curated record. The coding region runs from base 1 to 411 and encodes 136 amino acids.